Molecule: messenger RNA, 1752 nt
Organism: Stylonychia lemnae
Lineage: Eukaryota; Ciliophora; Spirotrichea; Sporadotrichida; Oxytrichidae
Source: the annotation of a GenBank genome assembly
AUGAACUAAGAGAGUUCGACUCUAGUCUAACAGAACAAUUAGAAUUCAACAAGAAAGAAUAAUAAGAGCAGUAAAAAACAACAAUUCCAUCGAUCAACGAUCCAAGUGAAGUAACUUAGUCUUGAACAGUAAAUGUAUCAAACAUAGAUUGACAAUCAAAAUAACAAGUAAUUAUCCAUUUUUGACGAGUUAAAUGAUGUCAAGAAUCGUCAUUUCCAAUCCUAGUAAAGAUCAAUCACUCCUCUAGAGAAUCAUAAUAUAGAUUACAAAGCAUAGCAAAAUUAACAUACACAGUCAUUGAAUAGAGAAUUUUGUAGCAAAAACUUUGGAUUUGGUGGUAAAAAUCAACUAUAUUUGAGAUAAUCUAUGAUAAGCAGAAACUCAUCAGCAAAAUCCUUUGCAGAAAGAUCUUAAAAAGAGAUACUAUCUCCAUUCUAUAAGCCUUUUGAAAUCUUCUUUACCAACAGAAAGAAAUCUCCUUACCUGACUUAGAGAUCUUAGAAUCAAUCAGCUUGUUCUCCAAAGCAAGAAGGUGGUACAUUUUAAUCUUAAAGAAGCAAAGACAACACCAUUGUGAAAAACAGUUAAUUAGUCAGCAGUUUUUAGCCUCAAAACUCUUACAAUAAUUAAGUCUCAUUUAGAUCUAAAACUCCCUCAUUUCAUACUAUAAUGACAGAUAAAAUUAAUCGAUGCUCUUAGUUCUCAUCAAUGAAAAAUAAAGAGAAAAGCAAAAGAGAAAGUAUUGCAAAUGAGAAUGUUUAAAAUACCAAAAGUGCAUAAAGUUACUUCAAUUAGCAUAUAAAAAAGAAAAUCAUAAUUGAGUCCCAGAAGAGGUUUUGUAAUAAUUAGUAUAAAUUGCAAUUGGACAGUAGUAACAGUAAAAAUGAAAAAAUCAAAUAAAGAACUAGCAAUAGUCAUACACCUUGCAGCAAUAAAAAAUAGAAUCAAAUAGAAUCGAGAAGAAACUCCAGAAACAUAAACUAAAAAUAGAAUAACACAUAUCAAGCAUUUGAUAAAAACAGGUUGCAAACUUUGAGAAUUGAACAAGAGAAAUUCUUGAGAAAUAGCGAGGACGAUUUAAAUUACUCUACAGAUAAUGAUAUUGAGUAGAUUAAUAAUACUAUGAAGGCCUAGGUAGUGUCUAUUGAUACAAGAUAGAAAGCAAUUACUAAAGAUUAGCAGAUAUAAACAUUAGAUGAACAUCAUAGUUGUAAUGCUUAAACUCUUAAUCCUGAAACUGAAGAUCACGUCUGUUGUCAUGCGGAAGGAUAGAGACAUUAAAUGACCAGAUAUGCUCUAGAGAAAGCACUUAAACUAGCAGAGAUUUUAAUGAAAGAGGUUUAAAGACUUGAUAAUGUGGUACAAAAUCAUAAUUAUGUUCUAGCCCAACACAAUUUAGCUGACCUUUAGACUUAAGAGUAUACUGAGAAGGUGGUUGAAAAGAAGUAAAUGAGCAAAGUGAAGAGAGAGCUAUUUAAAGAGAUCGACCAUCUGAAUAGAAUCUAGCAAGACACUAGUAUUAAAAACCCCUCAAGUGAAAAUAUAAGAGACCUGUAUAGUAAGACUAGGAAUCAUAUUGAAAAGACAGGAUCUAUGACUAGUGUCAAAGUUCCUAGUACUUCUUCUCGGAUCUCAAAGAAUUAAAAGGAAAAUAACUGCCUCAAGGACUCAUCGUUAUUGUUAGCAGAUGUUACUGCUUGUGUUAAACAGCUCGAUAGGAAAAUGAGUGGAAGGAUUCUCGGAAGAUAAUGA